Eruca vesicaria subsp. sativa (arugula) is the source of this 720-nucleotide messenger RNA. NCBI's taxonomy places the organism in Eukaryota, Viridiplantae, Streptophyta, Magnoliopsida, Brassicales, Brassicaceae. The record is from the annotation of a GenBank genome assembly.
CCCAAAUUUUCCUACUUCCUCUUCAAUCAUAAGGCAAACCUGCGACGAAAAGGAAGAUCAAAAAAUUCAGAACCUUUUGUGAGAGAAAAUUCAAAAAAGGGAGGUGAUCCUCGUUCUCCAAUCGAUUGCUCAAUCAUUUCUCUUAGCUUGAUUGAUUCGAAAAAGCUGCAAGAAUCUUAGAAUCUGCGUAUUGUGGAAGUUAAAUUAGAAUGGCGAAAGCAGGAGGAGGAAUCACGAACGCAGUGAACGUAGGAAUCGCUGUUCAAGCAGAUUGGGAGAAUCGUGAGUUCAUCUCACACAUCUCUCUCAACGUUCGUCGUCUCUUCGAGUUUCUCGUCCAAUUCGAAUCGACGACAAAGAGCAAAUUGGCAUCAUUGAAUGAGAAGUUGGAUCUUCUGGAACGUCGCUUGGAGAUGCUUGAGGUUCAAGUGAGUACGGCUACAGCUAAUCCUUCUCUGUUUGCUACCUGAAACACAAGUAGCCUGAGUCUGAACCUAAUCAGAAGGAAGAACCAUCUUUCGUUGAAAUCAUUCAUUGCUGCAGUAUACUAUUAGUAUGAAUCCACACAUGAACUGUGCAUCUUUGUCUAUCCCAUUGUUGAUGUAACUUGUAAGAUCUUUUGAAUGCUAAAUCAUAUUUCAUUAUGUCACUUAGACUUUGGCUUCAUUUUGAUCUUUAUGGUAUUUUGAUCAUUUUCUUGAUCAAGAAUCUCUGAGUCCA